UUAUGGUCCCUCUCCAGAUCUCAGGCACAACGAGGCAAGCAGGCAGGUCCUGAAGAGAAAUCAGAGAGAAGAAUUAAAACCCAACCUGAUCAUGUCUGGCUUCAAGUCCACCAUGCUGCAGCUUGUCUUCCUUGGGGCACUGUUUGUUUCGCCUGCUUAUCUUCAGCAGCCACCUUGUGAUAUCGUCAAGAAGACAGUUACGCGGGGCGCUUACAAGCUAAACGUGGAACCUUCUUAUUUCAAACCAAGUGCCAUCUACACAGUCACCAUUACUGGGAUUGACAACAGCACUUCCGUCAUCCUGCAAGCCCUGCCCUCUGAAUAUGGCUCCAGCGGUCUGUGGGAAAGUGAAAACAAACCGAUCAGCUGCAGUGGCGUCGAGAACCUGGUGGAGACAAACGUCUCCAGCGACAACAGCGCCCGAACUCGCUGGACGGCCCCCAAUGCCAACGUGGAAUCUGUGCUCAUAAAGUCUUUUGUCACCUUUGCCAACGGAACGACCCUGCUGCAAACUCAGACCCUGGAAAGAGACACAACAACAACUAGCACCAGAUCGGUGUCCUCCUCCGCCACCCCUCGCCCUGACACCAGCACCACUGGUACCCAGAAGCCGACGCUUCACAGCAACUCGCCCGAUGCCCACAUCCUCCUCAACGCCACCACCAUCCACCACCAUAACUUGGCUUCCUCCCACCAGUGGACGCAAGGUCCCAAAGGCUCGGCCUCUGCAGCUCAAGGCAGCUCCUUCCUCCUGGCAUUCCUGCAACUCCUCUCCAUCUCGCUCGGCUUCAAGCUCCUCUCCUAAGCUGAAUGCUGAAUCCCGAAUCUCCCACAACACGCAUUCCCUGCUUUCCUCGCAUGCGUGGCCACUUUCCCUUCCAAUCAGAACGUGAAGGGCGGGUGGUCUCCUCGAGAAGGAAAUCCCUCCCUCCCUGCCUUCACCUGCAGCUCUCUUUCCCCUCCCCGCCAUUAGGCAUCUUUAUUUGCACAUUUAUUUCAUCAAUCCCUAAUAUAGCCCAGCUGCAGACUUAGAAGAUAUGGCAGCAGGUAGCUGUCCUGAGAGACACCCAAAGAGAGAGGGCUCGUGCCUUUAGGGGGACGGGAGCAAGAUCCAAACAUUGUCUCUUUUUUAUUUCUUCUGUUUCCCUGCCUUGGGGACAAAAAUAUAAUAAUAAGCUAAAUCAUCAACAGACUUACUCUGCCUGCUGCAUAUGGAUCCAGCGCUGCUAAGAUCUUCCUUGGCAAGAGUAGGAAUAGACCAGAUAUUUUAAGUUAAUAUUAUUUUAUCAGGCUCGGGACAAUGAUGCAACCUUAGGAAAGGAAGCCUCUCAACAGUUCCUUCUGUGCCUCCCACCCCCACCCCAAAAUUCUUCCAGUUCUCUGAAAGAGAAGCGCUAGGCAACCGGUCUCUAUCCUUGACUGGAUGACACAGGCAGGCACUGCAGAAUGGAAGGAAAGGCUGAUCCAUUGAGAAUCCCCACUAUACACUACGAACAAAGGAAGCAGCGUUUUCUACCUCCAUGUAGUUCAAGAAGGCUGUUCCAUAAUUCUGACGCCACACACAAGCCCACACCCCUGUCCCAUAUUUUAUUUUCUCCGAUAGAGGAAAGAAAACCCGGUGUUUCCAUUUAAACACAGAUCCGAAUGCCCAUGUGCCAAAUUGCACCCUUUCUUCAGCUUCUGAAACAACCAUCAGAAGACGUUAUGCAGAUCAAGGGAAGCCCUUUCAUUUACUGUACAUUAAACUCUUAGGAGCCCCCUGCUGGCAGGGCAACCCCCGUGGACUGUAAAAUAUUUAUUUGCUCUGAAAUACUCUGAUAACUCCUCUGCUCCCUAAGAAGUCCUCACCCUACUGUCUCCAUAGGUUGUAUGCAGAGAGGGGAAUGGGGUGGAAGCAAAAGAGAUGAAGGAUGAACCAAGUCUUUUGGCGGUUAAUUGUGGGCUUCCACAGAAAGAUGGGCUGGGUCUGCUGCCAGUGGCUUUUGUUACAGACUGUGUUUCCUCAGGGAAAUGUAUUUUUGAAAUCUAUUGUAUUUGAAAGACCCUGGUUCAAUAAAACUGCUUCAUAAUCUCCUAUAUAUAA
Molecule: messenger RNA, 2083 nt
Organism: Zootoca vivipara (common lizard)
Lineage: Eukaryota; Metazoa; Chordata; Lepidosauria; Squamata; Lacertidae
Biological process (GO): positive regulation of cell migration; wound healing, spreading of epidermal cells; negative regulation of cell-matrix adhesion
Cellular component (GO): apical plasma membrane; external side of plasma membrane
Source: RefSeq, a predicted model, not a curated record